AUGCCUUCUUCGUUGUAUCCAAGACCUGGUGAUCUCAUUCAGUUCCAGAAGGAGUUGUACACCCAUUGGGCAGUACUUGUUCGCGAUAAAUACAUUAUUCAUGUUCAAGCACCAGAAGGCGAUGGCAAGGCAGGAGAAGUCAUCAUUCGCAAACAGUCACUUGAUGAUUACCUCAGAGCGGCGCGAUUGGAGAACAUAUCCUAUGAGCUGUGGAUCGAUGUUGAUAAAUAUCGUAUGGGUGCCAAACAAGUACAACAAUGUUGGGCAUCGGUGAACAACAGCUUUGACAACAUCAAAAAGCCAUUCAACGUAGAUGAAAUCAUUAAAAGAGCGGAAUCGAUGAUUGGAACUAAGUGGAGCUACAACUUGUUCAGCCACAACUGCGAACACUUUGCUCACUGGUGUCGCUAUGGAGUAAAAGUAUGUAAGCAGUCGCCGAAUACCACACAAUAUGAAGAUGAAAACGGCUAUAAAUUUGAAAGCGCCAGAAUUGGUGGAACCAACUUCGGACCAAUCGAUUUCAAGGUUCCAAGUUCGGCUACUAUUACCGAGACAGGAGAUGGUCGUAUAGAACAUCGUGCAAACGGCGAACUAUUUAGUCUUGGGAUUGCUAAUAUGGCGAGAGCAAGUGUUGGUGCUGACGGAAGAGCUGCAGGCUACCGUGACGACAACGGGAUAGGAUUCAAGGCGGAAGUAAAAUUCGGAGAAGCUGACUUAGGCCCAUUGAACUAUAAGCUUGGAAUCUCCGUAUCGACUGGCAUCGACACGAAAGAAGGACUGAAAGUAGAAGUACUCGGAACAGGUUUCGACGCAAACUCAGAUAGAUUGGAAGUCAAGAUUCUGGGAAACUCGGUGGCACUCACUUAUCCUUGGAAAUGGUUCGGAUAA
This is a messenger RNA of Auanema sp. JU1783, 888 nucleotides long. The record is from the annotation of a GenBank genome assembly. NCBI's taxonomy places the organism in Eukaryota, Metazoa, Nematoda, Chromadorea, Rhabditida, Rhabditidae.